UGCGUCUCAUUCCUCCCACGUCUUCGCACCACGCUGAGCUUCCGACACUAGUGGUUUUCGCGCGCUUUUCGCGAACACUUGCCUUUGUCGGGUUUGAACUACGACGUACGCCGACAGUUUCAGUGACUUCAGAACAACCGCGUUCCUGUGACUUUUUUUUCAAUUAAGUGAUUUUCUACUCUUUAAUACGAAUGUUUGCCUCAAGAUGUCAGUUGUGUUUAUUCUUCUAAUUUUUAAUAUUAUUGGAUCACUGAGAGCCCGCCAGCCGGACAUAGACAUCAACAGAAUAAAACUUUUACCGAAAGAAGGAUUUCACAGUCGACCUACAAAUUAUCGCAACCUACCAGCAAAUUAUCACAGUCGUCGUUCGAUAAUAACCGAUCACUACCGAAGAAAUGAUUAUGACAAUUAUAGCAGCCGGUUCACCGAGUUACGGCCGCCGCUGCACAUUCGGUACGAUGCCCCAUCACUUACCGAAGAGAAGACGGGUAAAAUAUACCAACCAAGAGAAGACCCGCGGCUCUUCUAUCAGUCUGAUGCAUAUAUUAAAGAAACUAAUCGGAAGAACUUGAACAAUGAAGUGUCGUCCGUCUACAUAGGACGUGGAGUUGUGCGAGCAGGCGAAGUAAGCCGCAGACGAUCGCUGCCAAUUCGUUUGAGAGAUAAUGAGUCUAACAACAUCGAUGAAGAUAUCUGCGUGCGAUGCCCCCCUGACAGAACAUUGAUUACCAGGCCAGGUGCUGAUCGUGCCAAGUUACAAUAUCCUCGGAUAUUCUCAUGUUCGGGAAGGAAAGCUUCGAGGCACGUACGUUUCGUUCACAUGUUCGGGCCUAAAUUCGGCUCUCUACUGAAAGAGGGCUCCCACAUGGUUGUCGGUCGAAUCAUGCAUAAAGACGAAAUUCUUCAAACAUGCAAAAUGCAGAUACAUGUCCUGGUACAGACUUGUGUCGUGCCCAAAUAUUUAGUGCCACAUUGCGAUGCUGAAAAUAAAGCUUGCAACUUUACGUGCCGAGACCCGAAAGCUGAAAUGCGAGGACAAAGAACACUGACAUGUGGUGACGACAUGAAGUGGUCGGGACACUUGCCUGCUUGUAAUGCUCGCUCGUGGUGUCGCCCCCCGCCUCCCCCCGAGCACGGGAGAGUCAGCUGCAAGGGCGUGACGUCACCAAACGGCUGGGGGCUCAACGAAGGCUCCAGCUGCCGAGUGAGAUGCGCUCGCGGAUGGAAAUGGAGCUCUCGGUCUAUGGCCGUGUGUAGGCGCGGCUCUUGGACUUACGAUCUAGGAUGUCUGCCGAAGCAGACCAAAUAGUCGUGUAGCCAUACUUUUAACUGGGAGAGGGAAAUUCUUAUGUACUACGGUUAUUCCAUUUUUUACUUACCUAAGUCAAAAUCCAAGCUAUAUGCGACGUGAUCUUAUCUAUCGCGGUAAUAACAUACCUCUAACAUAACAUAGCUUUUUUGAUGUUCUUGUUUCACUCUGAAAGUUCUUGCGGUUUGGUUAAUCAUAAAAAAUAGUUGAAUUUUCCGCUACCAGUUGAAGCAUCACUUGAUUGUGAUUAUUAUGUAUAAGUAAAAAUAGUAAUAGUAUUAAUUAGGUAGUAAUAUUUACUAGUAGGUAAUAUUAUUUACUUAGGUAGGUACUUUUUCUAUGAUGUUUGUAAUCUUACUCAACAGUUCGUACCAUUGAUUGCUGUGUCGAGAUCGAAAAUGCUGAAUGAAAGUGCUGUAUAGGUACAUUUGCCUUGCAUCAGCAUCAGAGACACCCAGUUGAUCAGCUGGUUCAUACUCUGCAUAAUGUCUCCGUAAAAACAAAUAGUUGUCCAACAGUCAUUACUUCUGCCUGUGACUACAAUUGAGUGGUGGGAAAAUCAACCGAUAACGGCAACAAUUUUGUCAUCAUUGCCAACAGGACGAACAGUGUUAAUAAUCGUAAUAUGUGGUUUAUUCACCAACUGGACAUAAGGGACUGGAUACAAGUGUGUCCAGUUGGUCAAGGCUGAUUGAAUUUCCUUCAUAUGGUAGUUUUAUUUAUUUUUUAUUUAUUUGCUUAAAUCAGACUACAAAUGCCUAUAGAAAAUACUAUUCAUAAAUAUUAUAACAUCAAAUCAUAUACUAAUACUCAUCUUUUAUAAACAACUUAAAACUAAUGCACACGAAGUUCGUGUUACGCUGCGAGGUGUCGCGUAGCCAACCUCCGAUAGACGACACCCUUCGGCCAAAACUCUUCCUUGAGGAAUGUCUCGCACCAUGAACGAAUUGAAGUUGGUAUUGUGGCGCUCUCUCUCUAUCCAAAGUCUAUCCAGUUGUAGUUCAUAUUAUUGCCGACACUGAGAACUGACAGCUCCGAUAGAAGAACAUAACAGCUCGUCGAUGCACAUGCAUAUGUGGGCCACAUUGUUACGAUCCUUAGAAGCAGCUUCAGAACUGUUUAAAAGAGGAUAUACAUUAAACAGUGCUAAAAACGUCAUUGCAUUUAAGCUUGAAAAAUACUUUUCAUGAAAUCGAGGCUAUCUUGAACCUGACUGCACUAUGUUUGCAAAAAAAAAAAUUGUUGUGGCCAGUGGGUGAACAUAUAAAAGUGAUAUAAUUUAAGUUUCACCAAGUAGCAAGCAAUAAAAAUCUUGGCGUGUCCAGAUGACUAAAUAAUAAGUGAUACUUAUUUUGAGUGUCACCAACUGGACACACGUGUGUCCGGUCUCUUGUGUGCAGUUAAUGAAUAACCCUAAUAUGUGACACAAACGAUAAUAUUAUCCCGAAUCGGGAAACCCGAAUACGUUUCGGUAGUUAUAUAUAAUAGAUAAGAGAGUCUUGCACAGUUCAUUGUAUUAUCGGAUCCCGACGUAACGAGACCUUCCUAGUACCUACAUAUAUCGUGUGCGUAGAUUGAACAUUUGUGUGUAAUUGUAAAAAUGAAGAACAAGUUAAUUUUCAUCGGAAUUAUUUGUAUGAUUGCUACGGCAACAUCAACGGAUUGUCCCUCAACGAAAAUUUCAUUCGUGAUAAAACAGGGCCAGUGUUAUAAUUACGAAAGUGGUACCGUUAGUCACAGCACUUCUAUUGUGAAAGAUCCGUACAAGAUAAAUCUCUUUAUGGACAAUUUAUUACCUUUUUGUGAAACUGAAAUUUGCGGAGAUGGUCGACAUCAUUUAUUUUGUACAACAUCCGGGUCUAGCAGUGGUGAUUGUAUUUCUGGCAAUGCGAUCGAAAACUUUGAGAGGAUGUAUGCCGGCAGGGUGGACAGCGUGGCUAUAAAAUACAACACCUUGGCGGUUGUACCUGCACUUGUACGUGAACUCAUACAUGAAUUCACGACUGAAGAUCGGUCGAUAAAGCUAUCUGAGCAUCGUAAUCACAAGGGUGAAAGCUUGACGAUACAUACGAAGAAAGGACAAUGUGUUAAUCUACCUACAGAAUGGCAGAUGCGAGUGUCGUCGUAUGGAUCGAAAAAUCCAGCAAGAUUUUAUACCGGUGAAAAUUGCACUGGUCAUUCAGUUGUUGCCUGUCGUGAAUUUGCGGACACUGGGUUUUGGGCAGAUUUAGACAAUUUAUGGGGACUGUUAUGCUCCACAGAUCGUAUGAAUGACAAUACUCGAUCAUUCAAGUUUGAAUAAAAAUGAGUGUGUAUAAUACAUUUUUCUAUUAAAUUAAACACAUGUCCAUUUAUUACACCAUAUGUAAACCACGUCACUAUGCAGACAAGGAACUCUUGCGCAGCUUAGCUAUGUAUCAAACAAUCCAAUAUAUAAAUCAUCAUCAAAUUAAAGUUACUGUUGUUUGUUAGGCGCGGCUCUUGGACGUACGUCUGUCGAAGCGGACCAAAUAGUCGUGUAGCCAUACUUUUAACUGUUCACUGUGAAAAUUCUAAUACAAAAGUGUUUUUUCGAUGUAUUACUUAUUUGCGGCGUGAUCUUAUUGAUUGCGGUGAUAACAUAGCUCAAAGUAUUUUUGGAUGUCCUUGUUUAACUCAUCAAAAAAUAUUUAUAAUUACUAUAAUAUAAGUAACAAUAAUAUAAAUAAAUUACUAUUAGGUAUCUCUCCACUGAUAUGAUCAUAAAUAGGUAUUGUAAUAAGAUAAGUCUCUAUAACAAAUAAACUUUAAUUUAAGAAUGAUCUGCAUGAUAUCGAUAAAUAAGUACAAUUAACAUAACAAAAUGUAUUUUAUAUUGCAAUAAACAUAUCCAUUGUU
Messenger RNA from Helicoverpa armigera (cotton bollworm), 4186 nucleotides. RefSeq lists its product as uncharacterized. Lineage: Eukaryota; Metazoa; Arthropoda; Insecta; Lepidoptera; Noctuidae. The record is from RefSeq and is a predicted model, not a curated record. Bases 206 to 1309 code for a protein of 367 amino acids. The transcript has 6 exons.